Molecule: messenger RNA, 542 nt
Organism: Mercurialis annua (annual mercury)
Lineage: Eukaryota; Viridiplantae; Streptophyta; Magnoliopsida; Malpighiales; Euphorbiaceae
Product: cytochrome c oxidase subunit 6b-2
Exons: 4
Coding region: 90-326 (78 amino acids)
Cellular component (GO): mitochondrion; respiratory chain complex IV
Source: RefSeq, a predicted model, not a curated record
UUAAGUCAGAGUAAAUAUUCUCCUUUGAAGUUUCAAAACGCACGCGCACAAAGUCACAUUUCCUGGUUUCUCCGAUCGCUAAAACAGCCAUGGCCGACGAGAUUGAACUGAAAACUGCCCCUGCGGAUUUUCGAUUUCCUACAACAAAUCAAAGUCGACAUUGUUUUACCCGGUACAUUGAGUUUCACAGGUGCUUGGCAGCAAAGGGUGAAGAAUCUAAUGAAUGCGAACGAUUUGCGAAACAUUAUCGCUCUCUUUGCCCCGGUGAAUGGGUUGAUAAGUGGAAUGAGCAGAGAGAGAGCGGAACAUUUCCAGGUCCUCUUUGAUAAAAUGCAGUAAGAAUUGGAGUGAAUGUCUCUGGCAACAUUGCUCUGUUUUGUUGUUUGUUUAGCUCAUUGUGGUUAUCACUUGGCCAUGAAUUAAUAAAUGAACCACUGGGAAUUUUUUUGAGUUCAUGAAGUGCUGGAUUUAUUGACCAAUGUUCUGGUUUCUGUCCUUUUUUUGGUAAUUCUUUUUAUUUCAUGUCUUCAUAUUGUCUUUCA